AUGCGUGCCAUUGCCCUGGCCUUGACGGUGGCUGCGGCCCAGGCGCCCUGCGAGUUCGGCUUCCAGGGGUCCCGGGCAGACCUCGCAGCGCAGCAGGCCCUGGAUGACUGCGUCUCGCAGCUGCUGGAGAGCUUUGGAUUGGGCUCCACACAGAAAGAGCAGGGAGAUCCGGAGCAGCAAACGGUGACAUGCGUUGGCAUCAUGAGAGGCCUCGGGUCCCAGUUCGGCUAUGCCAACAACACCCGCCGCGUUUGUUGGGAGACGCCCAACUUGAACCUGACUUCCCUCAGCUGCGAGGCGCUGAACCGGGUGGCCUGGGAGCUGAUGGCGGCGGCGCUGCGGCACCUGGCACUGUGCAGCGGCAUCUUCGGGGAGGUCCCAGAAGCGCUGGAGGCCAUGGCCGACGACCUCCAGGCCAUCGCCGGGGAGGCGUUGGGUCGUGAGCUGGCGAUCCACGGGCCGACGCCUGUGGGGCUGCUGAUCAGCGAGAGGCUCCGCGAGCUGCGGGGGGACCUCAUGAGCCCGCUGCAGCCGGAAGGACACUCGCGCCAGGUGGUGUCCCGGCUAUUGGCUUUCGGCCGCAAGGCUUUCGAGCAUGCGAACUGGAUGGUCUGGCGGGACACGCACUUCCUGUGGCUGCAAGACACGCUGCGUGAGGGCCGGGUCAUCCACACCGCCUGGGGCCCAGCGGAUCGCUGGGACGAGCUGGGGGCCAAUGAUGCUUAUGCCGGCCACGAGCUCAUCGGCGGGUGGGCCAGGGCGCCGCUCUACGGCUUUGAGAAUCAGGGUAGCCAGCGGCAGGACAUUCUGAGCAAUUUGUUGAAAAAGAUACAUUCUCAAGGUCUUGCGCAAGUGACUGUGGUGGAAAUCGGCGUCUUCAAAGGGAGCUUGUCAAAGUCGUUGCUAGAGCAGUUGCCUUUUGUGCAGUUGCUGGGAGUGGACCCCUACGUCGGCAAGGACGGCACAUUUCCCGGGGACUUCUCGGAAACCAUGGAUCCGGAUAUGGCCCUCGCGCAGGCGCAGCAGAUCUACGAGCGCUUCCCCGGGCGCGCCCAACUGCUGCCGGUGACCUCCGAGGAGGCCGCCAGGAGCAUUCCCGAUGGCAGCAUUGACGCGAUCUUUGUGGAUGGUUGCCACCUCUACGAGUGCGUGGACUCGGACCUACGGACGUGGCUGCCGAAGCUGGGCCCAGGCGCCUUGGUUGCCGGCCACGACUUCUCGCCUCAGUGGCCAGGUUGGGCAUUGCGGCUAUGGGCUUGCCAGUGCCAGGAGUGGUACGAGCUGUCCAUGAGCAUCGCAGAGAUGGGCAGCGGGUCCUCCUGGGUAUGGCUGGAGGUCGGUCAGCAUUUCGUCGCCAUGCCGAACAUGUCCCGUACACAGGAGAUGCCAAGCUGGGUCUUGCACAUCUUCUUUUCUGUUCUGAUUCGCACGGGGGGCUACAUUGCCAAGCCUCUGUGCGAGCAAGGCCAUGGCUUCUCCCAAAAGAUGUACGACCCGAGGUCCAAGAUCUUGGAAUCGAGCAUGAUGCCAGCGCCCCAGCAGCCUGAGUCAUCAAGGUACAAGAAGCACGUCGUCCAGUCGAUCACCGGAAAAGGCUACAAGUUCCACUUUCUACAGCAAGCCUACAAGGAGGGGGACUGGGAGCAGCGCUAUGAGUUUGUUUGGGCUCUGGACAGUGACAUCGACCUCUCCAAGGCCGACGUCUUGCAGUUCCUGGAUCUGGCGCGGGAGACCAACUCGGGCAUCGUGGGGCCAACCUUUGUGAAUCAGCACGGGGUGCCACAUUCACCUUCCGGCGUGCUGCAGGAACACGCUGCCAGCGUGAUCCGGCGAGAAGGCCAUAGCCCCACCAGGGACGACGCCGGAAGGCACCGGUUGAGCGGCCCUCAAAGGAUCCAGAUGCCAGAUCCAGGUUGCGACUUCCGUCACACGGACUUCGUAGAACUCACUGCCCCGCUUCUGAAGUCGGACGUGCUGAAGAGCAUUUUGCUGGAUUGCCACGGAUGCAUCCACGAGAAGUCCGACUGGGGCCUGGACAUGAUGUGGUGCAAGUAUGUCUCGGAGAGGUCGGGACAGGGAUGCGCGCUUGUGGACAAGACGCCGGUCACCCACUUGGACUGGGGCCUGGCGCCCAUAGGCCAAGAAUUCUACAUGGCGCUGCAUUCGGUGCAGGCCCACUACGCCCAGUUCUGGUCUAAGAAGCAGGUCUUGGAUUGCCAGCAACGCUCCGGAGGACUUGUGGAAGAGGAUGACGAUGAGGAAGAUCCUGCCACAAGCAAGAGAUCAGUUCGGAAGCAGAAGAAGCACAAGGAGAUGGUGUCAGGAGACAGCGAGGAGGGUGUGAAUGCAAGCGUCAACCAAUCUGCCCAGGCUUCGAAGCCGGUGAAGCGUUCUAAUACGACCAGAUCGGUCUCGAAGAGUUCUUCUGAGGAGGUGGGGCAAGCCGAUGUUGACGAGGAUGAGGACCUUGAGGAGUCCGUGGAUAGCAAUGGCUUGCCGGCCAAGAACUCGACGGCGAAGACCAACUCGACGGCCGCCAAAGUGGCCACCAAGUCGCGGGUCAAGAACUCGACCAGCACGAAGAAAGCCAACGAGAAGUCGGAAGAACAGGAAGACGAGGAUGACGACGACGACGACGACGAUGACGACGACGAGGAAGGCACAGUUGACAAGCUGAAGCAAGGAAGCAACUCAACUGCUGCCAGCCAGAAGCAAAGCAACACAUCGCACACGCAGGUGAAGUCAGAUGAAGCGAAGCAGGCGAAGGUGAAGGCUGAGGAUGACGACAGCGACGACGAGGACGAGGACGAAGAGGAUGACUUGGAGCCCAAGUCAACCCUCAACUCAACGCAGGCAAAGGCUGCUCCAUCCACCCCAGAGUCAGACAUCUUCAAAGUCAAGGCUAUGGGGCCUGGAGCUGCGCAAGCCGGCGGAGUGAUCAUCCGAAAUGGGGAGCCUGCGCAGAGAGGUGUCUCCAAGCACCUGGGGGAAUCAACGGUCAUGGCAGCGGCAGGUCCCAGCAGAGACUCAAAAGAUGCUUUCGGCCAACAGACUGAGGCCGAGGACGAGGACCUCGAUGCCGAGGAUCCGGAGGCCAGUCCCGCGAAAACGCGCACGGGAGCCGUCAGCGUCAAGAUCGAUGCCUCAGGACGUCUGCAGAAGGUGGGCCAGGACGAAACCGUAGAGUUCCAAGAGGGCCGCCAGGCUGAGUUGAGCAGCUUUGAGGAGGCCGAGCAACGCUUGCGGGAUGACAUUGAGGAGCUGAGGAAGCUCGAGCAGGAGCUGGAGGGAAUCCGACCGAGGCAAGGGCCAACGGAGGCGGAGGACCGCAAGACAACUGAGAAGAAGCGCUCCGCGAAGAAGCACACAAAGCAACCGCAGGCGGUGUCUCUCAUCGACCUCGGUGAAGACCACUCGGAGGAUUCGGAGCCCAGCCAGGACGCCCAGUCCGUGCAGAUCCAGGCGCUGGCUGCUGGAGCGCGACAAGUGGCCAUGCAGGCCGCGCAGGAGGUCCAGGAUAGCUUGGGCGGCUUGACUGAAGAGCAGCUUGAAGAUGCGAGGAAGGCUGCACUCCAGUCUGUUCAGACUGCCAUUGAAGAGCAGGUGCAGUCGCAGGAAGUGCAGAAGAAUGCGAAGGCCGAGCAGUUCGUGUCUGACCUCUUGAAGGGCAAGUCCGACUCAACCGCUCACGAGGCAUCCUUGUCCCACCGCGUGCGUGAGCUCGAGGCGAAGCUGUUGGAAGUGAAGCGCCGGGCAAGUAAGGAUCACCAGGUGGAGGAGUUGAAGGUGAGCACUCUGGCCUCCCGCGUGGCCAACCAGAAGACCCAGGAGGACCGGCAGAGCGAGGACCAGCUGCUCAUGGCCCGCGCCAAGCAGAUCACGGAGCUCAAGGCUCGGCUGGAGUGGGAUCAACAGCGCAUGCAGAGCGAGAUGCAGGAUGAGCUGGAGCUGAGGAACAAGGUGAAGCAGUUGGAGGGCCAGAUGCGGCGGUCCAGCGCCUCGCUGGUGGAGGAACCUCAUCACAAGAAAGCGCACAAGGUUGCAAAGAAGAAGGCUGAAGCAGAAGCGACAGGGCCUGACAUGGCGAAGGACACUGUUGAAGCCCCGAAGCCUGGCAAGAGUACAAAGGAAGCCAAAGCCGAUGCUGCCAAGACCGCCAAGGCAGCGGCAGCCAAGGCGGCCACGGAAGCCAAGGCAGCCACGGCAGCCACAGCAGGUAAGCAAAGGGACGCGAAGCUUUCCAAGGAAAGCAGCAAGGAGGCUGAACCCCGCGGCAGCACAAAGACUGCGAAGUCUGGCAAGCAUGCAAUGCACGCUCAUCGCGCGCAUGCACAUUGA
This is a messenger RNA of Effrenium voratum, 4338 nucleotides long. NCBI's taxonomy places the organism in Eukaryota, Dinophyceae, Suessiales, Symbiodiniaceae. The record is from the annotation of a GenBank genome assembly.